GGCAGCUUGGCAGAUGGCAGAUGUUUAAUGGCGACCGCUAGUGACGGGUCGCCUGCAUGACCUGUCAUCCACGAACUAUUUACCGUAGAACCUUAGGGCAUUUGUUUACGUAAAUAUGACGGGCAUAUUACCAUCGUACCAACGCUUUGUUAACGGAGUUCCAGUGCCGUCCAUAUCUCGGCGGUCGUUCCGCCUUCGGGAGAAAUAUUUGAUUGUUUCUGUACUUUUGACAUUCGGAAUCGUGUGGCUAGGAGCGCUGUUUUAUUUGCCGGAGUUCAAAAGUUCCACGAGUGUGAACGAUAGUGUGUAUAAUGUGUACAAACGUAUUCAGAAAGCGGGGCCGGAGCUGCUGAUGCCGCCUCCACUGGCGCAGAAUGAGUUGGGAGACUUUCCUGCGGCUGCUCACCACGGGGAGUCGGUGGACGGGGUAGAUCCUCACGUGGCUGAGGACAGGAACCGUCUGCGUGCUAAGAUAGAGGAGGACAUGGGCAUGAAAGUGCUGGAGAGGCCUCAGUUUGAGGCUGUACCCUCGGCCUCCUCAUCUAAAGGCACAAGUAAGAGGCCAGUGGAUGCUCUUGAGGAGCCUGCUGCAGGAAAUAAUGCUGCAAGCAAAAAUGUGUCCCCGUCUGAGCCUAAAUUGGAAGGCUCUGAGAACCAGUAUGCAGUUGUGGCGCUAAGUUCAAAUGCUGAUCCGGACGUCAAGCAUAAACUAGGAGUUGUUAAAGAGAUGAUGCGACAUGCGUGGAACAACUACAAGCUCUACGCGUGGGGCAAAAACGAGCUGAAACCGAUCUCCAAACGCGCCCACCUCUCCAGCGUGUUUGGUAACGGCGAACUAGGCGCCACCAUCGUCGACGGACUCGACACAUUAUACCUCAUGGGGCUGAGGGACGAGUUCCGAGAGGGCCGGGAGUGGGUUGCGGAACAUCUACAUAUUGGAGAAGUCGAUUCCGAGCUGUCGGUGUUCGAGACGAACAUCCGCUUCGUCGGCGGUCUGUUGUCCUGCUACUCAUUAACUGGCGACAGCAUCUUCAAGGAUAAGGCUGUAGAGAUCGCCGACGCGCUGUUGCCAGCUUUCGAGACCCCUACCGGCCUGCCGUAUGCUCUCAUCAAUCCCUCCACUAAGGCGAGCCGGCAGUACCACUGGGCGGGACCUAACAGCAUUCUGUCGGAGAUCGGUACCCUUGAUCUUGAAUUCAAGUAUUUGAGCGACAUCACAGGAAAAGAUGUAUACAGAAAAAAGGUGGAGCGCAUCCGGGACGUGCUAAACAACAUCGAGAAGCCGAGCGGACUGUACCCUAACUUCGUCAACCCCCGCACCGGGCAGUGGGGACAGAGGCACAUGUCCCUGGGAGCGCUCGGCGACUCCUUCUACGAGUACCUCCUGAAGGCGUGGCUGAUGUCCGGUCAGACGGACGAGCAGGCCCGCGCCAUGUUCGACGAAGCCAUGCCAGCAGCCUUGGACAAGAUGUUGCGGGUGUCGCCCUCUGGGCUCUCGUAUCUGGCUGAGAUGAAGUAUGGAAGAAUAUUGGAAGAGAAGAUGGAUCACUUGUCGUGCUUCGCAGGUGGAAUGUUCGGAUUAGCUUCCACGACAUUGGAGAACACGUUGUCAGAACGGUACAUGGACGUGGCCAAGAAGCUGACACACACCUGCCACGAGAGCUACGCUCGCUCCGAGACUAAAUUAGGCCCGGAAGCCUUCAGAUUUUCAGGCGCAGUUGAAGCGAGAGCGCAAAAGAGCAACGAGAAAGUAUACUUACUACGUCCGGAGACCUUCGAGAGCUACUUCAUCAUGUGGCGCCUCACCAAAGACCAGAAAUACCGAGAUUGGGGUUGGGAGGCUGUGCAGGCGUUGGAGAAGCACUGCCGCGUGGAAGGCGGGUACACGGGUCUGGUGAACGUGUACCACAGCAAGCCGCAGGGCGACGACGUGCAACAGAGCUUCUUCCUCGCCGAGACGCUCAAGUACCUGUACCUGCUGUUCGCGGACGACUCGCUGGUCCCGCUGGACGAGUGGGUGUUCAACACGGAGGCGCACCCGCUACCCGUGCGGAGCAGGAACCCGCUGUACCGCGCCGUGCAGCCCGGCGAGCCCGCCAUGGACAACCAAGUCUAACUUACGGUGCACCCUGGCUGUCUAAUACUUACGGUAGGGGGCGUAAGGGAGGCUUGAAACAUUUUUAAAAAAAGUGACAACUUCAAGAUUUUUUUGAAGUAAAACUUCUUUAGGCGCGACUAGAGGCACGGGUGCGAAUCUCCUCGCUUCGGGCAAACUCGGCUCCGCAUUGCUCCGAGCAAUUAUUAGGGUUGGCACAACUUGACGUCCCUUUGCGUGCACGACCACAGAUAAGAUAAGGACUUGAAUUUCGACAACCCUAAAUAACCGAAAGGGAUAGUGAUAGUGCCAUAUAUUAGAAAGGGAUAGCAUGAUUCGACCCUGAUUCGAUUUCCUUUCUGUACGGUAGUACUAUUAUUUAUUCUGUGCUAGAGGGCAACUGUUUUUUUUUCUGACGGAAGUAACGCUCAGUAGUGACACCCGCACAAUAGGAAAGUGCCAACAUAGCGAUAAACGUCAUCGUGAAAGAAGUUUUACUUCAAUCGCGCGUAAGAAUUACACGCACACCCUUUUUUUGGCAUGCAUGCCUGAAUACCGAAUAGAUAUCGUAAAAAAUAUAUUUUGAUCUUGACACUUUUUCUACUAAAAUGUUUAAAGUGUCCGACUCGGUAGAUCCCCUUCUAUAGGGGUCGGCAAACGUUUGAGAAGAAGACCCAACCGCAGUAGAAAUCACUAGUUUUAGGAAUCUCAAAGAGCCGCAAUCGUUGUUUUCCUUGGACUGGGAACUCCAAGUGUUAAUACUUUGAGUGACGUGAAGAGCCGCAAUUGUAGCUCCAAAAAGCCGCGGUUUGCCGCCCCCUGCCCUACUAAAUUGACUGUUCUACUAACAACAGCAUCAUGACUGAUCAUCGGUGAACCUUAUGUAUUUGAAAUAAGGUUUACGAAUGGUCAGUUAUCGAGAUGCAUGUUGUUACAGUUGAAUCACGAGUGGAAUGAACGAAAUUUUUAAAUGUAGUAAUUUUUUUUUUCGUGGUUUCGAAACAUACAUACGACCCAGUGUGAUUGAGCCAUAUAUAUUACCAGAAUAAAGGCCACAUCUACUGUAAGGUAUGUUAAUGUUCUUUAAGUUCCGCUCUCCUUCUAAAUUGGAGAUAAAAACAUACGCAGUUCAAUAACUAUUAGAAAAAUCGUAAUUGAUUUACGAAAAGUCGCGUAAGAAUCGACGCAUACUGCGCAAUCGGCAAGAUGCUUUUGGAGGCGAAAAAUAAUGAAACUUAUUGUUAUGGUAUUACAGCUGCAAUUUCAAUGAAAAAAAUUAAAUUGCGUUUGAGUAAAUACAUCAUUAAGAUUUUUUAUUGUUGUUGGUUACUGCAAACUGCAAAAAAGUUGCACCCGAAUUUUUGGUACAGGGUGAUAAUUUUCUGUUUCUAAUUUUGUUUAUUAUACUCUGGCACACACAAUUUGUCAGUUUAAAAAGGCGCGUAAUUCAAUUGUUUUCUGUGGCGACAACCCUAUACGCCUACAUUUUUUUAAUUUGCCGCCUUCUACUGACAAACUGGGUGUGCCAGAGGAUAAAUUUCAAAUUAAAAAAUAAAAGUGUUUAGAAAUGCUUCGAAAACAAAGUGAAAAUUUAAUUAUACCUAAAUUAUUAUUAUAUGUCCACUGCCUAAUCGAAGAAUGAAAACGACGAAUUGUAAUCGUAGGGCACGAAUUUUUGUAAUUUUUUCUUAAAAUUCUUAAUAAUCGUGCUUAAUGUACCAAGAUAAUGUGACCAAAAGAUUUACUCUUUUAGAAAACGCUAUAGGUAAUUUCUUCCCUACUGUGGGUUAGUGAUUAAAAUCAGAUUAACUUUAGUGUCAUUUCAAUGUAAUGACAACUGUCAGUUUUAUUAAUUUAUAAAGUUGAAACUUCUUUCCAUAUUUUCACUUCUCAAUUUUUAUUUCCUCUAGCUAGAUAGCCGUUUUAUAAAUGUCUUGGUUAAUAGUCCGUUUAAGUUAACUCUGCACCGCCUGUACAAAGUGUGGACAUGUCAUUAUAAACGAUAAAUUUUCAU
This is a messenger RNA of Cydia strobilella, 4109 nucleotides long. Its product is annotated as mannosyl-oligosaccharide alpha-1,2-mannosidase IA-like. Gene Ontology annotation, cellular component: endoplasmic reticulum; Golgi membrane. The transcript is spliced from 10 exons. Gene Ontology annotation, biological process: mannose trimming involved in glycoprotein ERAD pathway; carbohydrate metabolic process. NCBI's taxonomy places the organism in Eukaryota, Metazoa, Arthropoda, Insecta, Lepidoptera, Tortricidae. Gene Ontology annotation, molecular function: mannosyl-oligosaccharide 1,2-alpha-mannosidase activity; calcium ion binding. The coding region runs from base 116 to 2116 and encodes 666 amino acids. The record is from RefSeq and is a predicted model, not a curated record.